Molecule: messenger RNA, 1636 nt
Organism: Schistosoma bovis
Lineage: Eukaryota; Metazoa; Platyhelminthes; Trematoda; Strigeidida; Schistosomatidae
Source: the annotation of a GenBank genome assembly
GGAAUGGACUAUGAUGAGCUUACCGUCGAAGAGAAAGAAAGACUACACUUCAUUAGACAGCAAAAGACUCAGGUUAUGAAAAAUAUUGAGUCUCUAAAACUUGAACUUAAUGACAUAACAAGCCAGAUUGAAAACCUUGGUUUUUCUGUCGAUGGGGAGGACCCAUCUGUUAGACGGCUUGCGUUUGGCUGCAAGGAAUUCAAUAGGAAUCCAAAACAGGUUUGAUCUACUACUUUUACAAAUGCCUUUGCAGGGUCUGGAAUACCUCUUCGACAAUAAUAUAAUUGGAAGGUCUCCGGAAGACGUAGCGAAAUUCUUUAUUGAUCAAAAUCACAAUUUAUCUAAGCAUGCCGUUGGCACCUAUAUUGGCGAGAUUUGUAAGGAAUUUAACAUGCAAGUUUUGGAUGCAUUCUCCAAGUUGCAUGACUUCAAGGACGAAGAGUUUUUACCGGCUCUUAGACAAUUUUUGCUUAGCUUCCAACUGCCUGGGGAGAGUCAGAAAAUUGACCGCAUUUUAACGAGUUUCUCUGAACGCUAUGUAGAACAAAAUCCUUCAGUUUUUAACUCGCCACACGAGGCUUAUGUACUUUCUUACGCUGUUAUUUUGUUAAAUACUACACUACAUAAUAUAAAUGCAAAAAGCCAAAAUUUAGGCUUAGCAGAAGAAAAAACAUUUGUACGUGCCAUGAUGGAAUUUGAUGAAGAAACUAACUUGUCCGAAGAUCUUGUUCGUAAAAUUUAUCGUGCUAUUAAAACUGAACCACUUCGUCCAGUUUCUGACGACUCAUCUGUAUGUGGAUCCAAUCAAAAUAAUGGAAUUCAUAAAGGAUGGUUAUGGAAACUUGGUGGUCGGGUUAAAAGUUGGAAAAGACGAUGGUUUGUGCUAACAGAGGACAGCCUCAUAUAUUAUCUUACUCCUGACCGUUCUCGUCAAACCAAAGGUGUUAUCCCACUGGAAGGGAUCAAUAUUCGACUAAUACAUGAUAAAACAAGAGAGAAUUGUUUCGAAUUAUAUUGUCCACGAAAUCAAUUAAUUAAAUCAUGUAAAGUUGAAAGAGAAUUAGCCACAGGUCAUCAGCAUACAGUAUACAGAAUGGCUGCACCUACACUUAUUGAAAGAGAUGAAUGGAUUCGUAUGUUAGAACGUGUAACACAUCGUUUAGCUGAACGUCGUACUACACGCAGUAUCAGUGUCGAUUGUACCGGUUCUUCUAGCUCUGGUAUUAUAGGAUCAACUAGUCAUCAUCACCAUCAUUUACCACCUCCUGUAUCCUCUUUAUCGUUAAGGCGUAAUGGAGCUGGAAGUCAACCGGAUUUACCUAGUCAACAGUCUGUAUUAAAUUAAUUCAAAUAGUUGGAGUAGACAGAGUAGUUAACAUUUCAUUUAAUUCUGUUGUAAAUGCUUAUGUAAUAAUGUGUUUUGGUUAUGGUGGUGGACGUGCUUCUAUCUUCUCAUUUUAUUCACCACCCCGCCCACACAAUGCUCUUAAGAUUCAAUGUAUCAACUAUUAAUUACGAUAAUAAUAAUAAUAAACACUGUACACAAUCAAAUUAUAAAACACAUACAUAUGGUUUUCUAUAUUUGUAAUCCAUUAUAAGUUUUUCUUGGUUUCCACAUUCCUUUUGUUUUUGUCGG